Molecule: messenger RNA, 2189 nt
Organism: Melitaea cinxia (Glanville fritillary)
Lineage: Eukaryota; Metazoa; Arthropoda; Insecta; Lepidoptera; Nymphalidae
Exons: 2
Coding region: 43-1311 (422 amino acids)
Source: RefSeq, a predicted model, not a curated record
AACAGUUUUACGAAGCUAUCAACGGCCGUUCCCCGCCCCAACAUGCGAGGGAUAUGGAGCCUAGUGAUUACCCUAGCGGUAAUUGUACAAGUCGCUCUUGUAUCGGGAAAGGCGUUAAUACCACAAAAUCAACAAGCACAGCAACAGUUAGAACAAAAAGAGCAAACCAAUUCUGCACAGAAGCGAGUAGGAUAUGACUACCCUGCGCCACCGGAUGACUUAAUCAAUCCUUUCCAAGAUCACGAUAACUUACAUCAACAUGGCGACCAUCAUGAUGUAAUCGACGAUCACGGUGAUGAUUACCAUGGUCAUGACGAUCACGAUCACGACGAGCACGCUCAUCACUUAGAAGAACAUCACAUUGAAGAGCAUCACGACCAUCACGACCACCAUGAACAUCAUGAUCAUCACGAUCAUCACGACCCUGGCAUUUGGAAGAAGAAGUUGAUCUGGAAACCAGGAUGGAAAAAAAUUUGGAAGUCAGCAAAGAAACAAAUUUGGAAGCCAUCUUGGAAAAAGAUUUGGAAGCCCAUAUGGGUACCUACUAAAGUGCCUGUUUGGAAAGAAAUUAAAGUUCCGGAUUGGAAAAAGGUUUACAAACCAGAAUGGAAACCUAUUAAAGUUCCUGCAUGGAAAGAGGUUAAGGUACCUGAUUGGAAAAAAAUAACAGUUCCUGUUUGGAAAGACAUCGUAGUUCCGGGAUGGAAAGAUAUUCAAGUACCUGCAUGGAAAAAAUUGUGGAAACCAGAAUGGAUAAAAGUGGGAGUACCGGGUGAAAAAUAUUUGGGUAAAGACCAUGAAGGUUGGGAAUACACAUCUCAUGACCUUUGGAAAAAGAAGUUGAUAUGGAAGCCUGUAUGGAAAAAAUACUGGAAACCGGCUAAAAAACAAAUAUGGAUUCCUGAUAAAAAAUUGGUGUGGAAGGAUGAGUGGAAACAAAUAUGGAAAACAGAAAAACAACAAAUUUGGCUUGAUGACAAGAAAUUGGUAUGGAAAGAAGCUUGGCAACAGAUUUGGAAACCUUCGAAGAAACUUAUUUGGGUACCUGACAAGAAAUUAGAGUGGAAGGAAGCUUGGAAACAAAUUUGGGUUCCAGAUUGGAAACAAAUUUGGGUGCCGGGAGUAAAGAAAAUUUGGAGGCCAGUGUGGAUAUCUGAGUGGUUCCCUUCACCUGAUCAUCAUGAACACGUACACAGCUGGGACAGAAAUGAUAACAGCUUAGCUGCUAGUCAAAAAUCCGUGUCAGUACAACCAGCUCCACAGAAAGCUGACACGCAGCAACAACCUUCAGUUUGGCAGUUUCCAAAAUAAUUUAUUUAGAUUAUAAUAUGUAUUUGUCUGUGUUUAAAUUAGAGGAAAAAAUUACCUUUUAAGUGUUGGCUUCAGAAACACUUACAGUGCAAUCAGAGCUCGACACUGAUUAAGAGGAACAAUCGCAUAGAACUCUGCAAAUAGGUAAACACUAUUUUAUAAUAUAAAUAUGUAUUUGCAUUGCGAAUCGAAGUACGAUGCGAUUGUUAAGAAUAGUAUUAAAGGUAAACAAUUAAGAGCUUUAAAAUAUUCUUACUAGAAGUAUUCUUACUAUUUUACUAUCAUUUAUACAAAAUUUUUACAAAUAACGUAGUUGCUGCUUUUAUAAAAUUACUGUUAUACAUUAUUUAAAUUGCCGAAUUGUAAUGAAAGUAUAUUCGGAACAUUUUCACUUUAUAAUUCGGAAUAUUCGAUUUCAUUCCCCAAUGUCUCGAAAUGUUGUUAUCGAAUGCAGUUACAAACGGAAACAAAUGAGCUCAUUUAUGAUUUCAGUUUUUCUCGGAUGCAAUGUUUACCUAUAUUUCAGUUACGACGUUGUAUGACUCUAUCAAAAUAGAUUGGUUUAUGUUGUUAUGGAGAUAAAUUCAAUCAUUUUUACUAAUGGAGCUAUUCUCGUCAUGUCAGGAUAAAACGAAAAGUUUAAUACAAAAGAUUUUUUUUCUUCACUUUGUAAAUCCUGACAACAGUCUGUUUCAUUUGUAUGAUAAUAUGAUAAAUUUAUUGACUGAAUAUAUAAAUAAUAUUCUAGUUAUAGAGAUGUUUUACCCACUGAUGCUUUGUUAUGUUGAUUUUGUAGAUUGUUAAGUUUAUAUUUAGUUUAAGCAGUUAGUUGAUAUAGCGGAACCAAUGAAAUAAAUAAUAAGGUUUUGUUUAAAUGA